CGGUGGCCGUCGGACCGGCUAUAAGAUGCAUACGCUUAGCGCACCUCAAUUACAGUUACAAAAUGACCAGGUUCACGAUCUGACCGUACGGGAUUACUACAGGGUGACCAGACAACCGCCUCCAAAAUAUGAUGACAUCAUAAUUAAGCAAGAUACUCCUUCACUAUCGUUGGCCUCAAUGCCUCGUUGGCCGACAACACCAUUGGCCUCAAUGCUGAGCAAACCUAACGGUAAGCCGAACUGCCACUACUGGCGAGACACUGACGCUCAGCAUUACCCGUGCCGUCACCGGUGGCCGGGGAUGAAGAGAAGGGCUCGCAUGCAAAUUAUAGCGAUGACUCUGCAGUACUAUAUCUUUAAAUGCAAUAAUGUCCGUAUAAUUAAAUAUUCACAUCAAUCCAGUAGUAAAUUCUGUUUCCAUAUCUUAAGGGCCCUGGUAAUAGUACUGCUAAUUGUGAUUGGUAUAUCCAUACUAGUAGUGCCGUCCAUAGGCAUAGUGGCCACUUAAUCAUUUUGGCC
Medioppia subpectinata is the source of this 519-nucleotide messenger RNA. NCBI's taxonomy places the organism in Eukaryota, Metazoa, Arthropoda, Arachnida, Sarcoptiformes, Oppiidae. The record is from the annotation of a GenBank genome assembly.